Molecule: messenger RNA, 5927 nt
Organism: Hippocampus zosterae (dwarf seahorse)
Lineage: Eukaryota; Metazoa; Chordata; Actinopteri; Syngnathiformes; Syngnathidae
Gene: atad1a
Product: ATPase family AAA domain containing 1a
Exons: 10
Coding region: 140-1282 (380 amino acids)
Cellular component (GO): mitochondrial outer membrane
Molecular function (GO): ATP hydrolysis activity; ATP binding
Source: RefSeq, a predicted model, not a curated record
GAACCAACUGAAGUUCGUGUUUCUCUCGGUCUAACAUGCGUGAUGCACCGUAGAUACCUGCGUGUUUACAUCAUAUAAUCUUAUUUGUUGUACUUCUCUCUACUUCAUUAAGUGAAUGUACUGAUAUCAGCCACCCAAGAUGUUAAAAGAUCUUCCUCGAGAAGCUCUGCUCCGGCCGUUGACCAGGACUGAGGUGGUGAGCAUGCUGUUGAGGCUGACGAUCUUUGGAGCAGCCACCUACUACAGCAUCAAAUGGAUUGUGGAAGCAAUGGACCCCACUGCUAAACAGAAAAGCCAAGCCAAAAAAAGGGCAGAACACCUUAUGAAGAGGAUUGGUGUUGAGGGCGUCAAACUCACUGAGUAUGAGAUGAACAUCGCAUCACAACUAGUGGAUCCACAAACAAUGAAGGUGUCCUGGAGAGAUAUUGCAGGUCUUGAUGAGAUAAUCAAUGAGCUACAAGACACAGUCAUUCUGCCCUUUCAGAAAAGACACCUUUUGGCUGGAUCCAAACUCUUUCAGCCACCAAAAGGUGUUUUGUUGUUUGGUCCUCCAGGCUGUGGCAAAACCAUGAUUGCUAAGGCGACAGCCAAAGCUUCUGGCUGCAAGUUUAUCAACCUGCAGGCAUCGGCGCUGACCGAUAUGUGGUAUGGCGAAUCGCAAAAGCUCACAGCUGCUGUCUUUUCAUUGGCGGUCAAACUACAACCAUGUAUCAUUUUUAUUGAUGAAAUUGAAUCAUUUCUCAGGAACCGCUCCAGCCUUGAUCACGAAGCUACUGCCAUGAUGAAGGCCCAGUUCAUGAGCUUGUGGGAUGGCAUGGAAACUUCCUCAGCCACCCAGGUGAUGGUCAUGGGGGCAACAAACCGACCACAAGAUGUAGAUCCUGCUAUCCUACGCAGAAUGCCCACCACGUUUCACAUUGGCCUUCCUGACUCAAAACAAAGACAUGACAUCCUGCGGCUGAUAUUAGCGGAAGAAAAUUUGAGCGCCACUAUUAAUCUGAAGGAGAUGGCCGAGAAGACAAACGGAUACUCGGGCAGCGACUUGCGGGAACUUUGCCGCGAUGCUGCCAUGUACAGAGUUCGAGACUACGUCCGCAAGGAACAGAUGAGGCAGAUCGCCCAGCAGUUAGGAGAGGUCCAGGAAGACAAAACACCCGUGGAUGAGGAUAGAUUGCGACCAAUCACCCAGCUCGACCUCCUCUUUGCCCUGGACAAGAUGAGGGAGUCCAAACGGGGCACGGCGACCAUGUUACCGACUGUUCCCGAGGUUACGCUGGACUGAAUGUCUUUUAAGCUCCCCCACCCCGCCCCCCAAUCUCAGUGAUGCCCAUCAGGUACACGCCUCUUUUUGUCUUUACCUGUUUCUUCUGCACAAUGAACAGGAGGCUGCACUGAGUUUGGGACUCUGUUGAGUUGUGCAAGAAAAUUCCGCUAUCCGAGCCCUGUGCAAAAUGACUAUUUAUCAUGAGAGCAUGUUUUCUCAAACCCAAGACCCAUAAGCAGUAGAUGAAAUUAUGUAUUAGAAUAGAAGCAGAACCCUACGGAAACAUGGAACUACCAAUGUGGAGUAAAAAUUGUUGCCUGGCAGACACAUUCAAGUGCAUUUGCAAAUACAUUCAGACAUAUUGACAUUCAAAUGCACACGUUUGAACAUAUUUCCAAGUGCAUUUGAACAUAUUUACAUAGGUUUGAACGUAUACGGAAAUGUGUUGAAGCAAACCCGCAAAUGAACGUAAUGGUAGGCUAAAUGCUAUCAACGUUUGUUUUUCCCAUAGUGCCACGGGUUAUUCACUCGCGCAACUAAAACAAAACAAAAAAGAAACUAUUUAUACUAGUGCUGUCAAACGAUUAAAAUAUUUAAUCGUGAUUAGAAAUGCAACUGUCAUAAUUAACUCAUAAUUAAUCGUGAUUACUCACACGUUUUUUUAUCAUUUCUAAAUUUCCUUUGAUAUUUUUGUCCUAUUUUUCCCGUUUUAAUGCUCUCAUUAACAUGGAAUCAUGGAUUAGUUUUCUAUGUGCAAAAUGCAAAUAUUUACUGAUUGAUGACAACAACAGCAUUUCAAUUUUACAUGAACAUUUUUCACUUGGACCAGUUAUUCACACAUAAUCUCACACAACAUGACUGACUGUCUCAUCAACAACAGUGAAAAAAAUAUUUUGUCUCACAAUAGCUCCUUUAACAGCUCUUUUUAGGAAAUUAAAACGGAGCAAUAUAAAAUUAUAAAGUGCACAUCUUAGGUAAACUAGUACUCAGCCUAUAUUGGAUUUAAGCCAUGGUUGCAUACUUCGUUUUUCUCAAGUUUGCUUUAAACACAGCAGUCAGGCUAUGUUGAUUCUGUUGGUUCUUCUUGCACGGAAGUCUCUCUAUGUUUUUGUGUAGACAUCAUUUCGAAUGACUACACUUGUUUCGAGGCACAAGACUGGAGACGUUUUCUUAUUUUCAGUGUGGUCGCUACCACUGCACCGCUGAACUCUCGACGUGUCUCAGCGCACCGUCACUGUCAGACGAACAUAGAGACGCUCCACCCCCUUUAUUUAUAUUGACACGGAACACGGUAACCUUCCACACAAAAUAGUUUCAAACAAGUAACAAUCGUGUCAGUGGCAUACAUUGUAUUCAACAGGCUACCUGCUCUUUAUUAACCAGAGGCUCAUCAACCUAGUCUCUUAUUUCUCCGCCGAAACAGUGUCUUCUCCCGCUUGGUGUACCUUAGCGUUCUCCGCUACGUACAAUUUCUGUACAUAGCUUGUAAUGGGGGCUCUCGCUGGCAAUCCGUAGUGGAGUCGUUAGAAGCAGUGCGAAUGAUUUCAGCUUGAGUCGAGCUGUGGACAAUGUUGACAGGCUUGCAUGCAGUAGCCAUACAUUUAUCUAUGGCUUCAGCAAAUUUGUUCUUCGUCGUGUUAUCCAUUUUCUUCGCUUUGAAAUUAUCCAUAGCUGUCUGUCUUAGCCGAGGGGGCGGAGUACUCACAUCAGCUAUGUGCUUGGUCAUUAAGUGGUAUUUCAGGCUCGACGUGCUAUGAUGAUAGCUCAGUUUACGACUGCAAAACAUACGGUUAACUUUGGUUUUGUCAGUGGAACCAUCUGGCAACUUUUUAAAAGUAAACUUUCCAUUCAUAAACUCUUUAAGUAUCAAUUUUCGGUGUCUCGCACUGCCAUGGCUGGCAAAACUGACAUGGGCGUGGACCUGUGCAGCGCACUUGUUGUUUUGUUUCCGGCUUAUUUGUAGAGCAACGUAACAUCCGCUGUGACAUGUUGCUGCAUUAAUCUUGCGAUAAAAAUUUAAUCACGUUAAAUCGAUAGAUAGUGAGUACUGUGAUUAGAUUGUUUAAGAAGAAUGACCUCUAUUUAUGUUAGUGUUGUUCAUCUUCUUAUUAUUAUUAUUUAUAUUUUUAUCCGUCCAUCCAUCCAUUGUAUGAUCCACUUAUCCUCACAAGGGUCACGGGGCGUGCUGGAGCCUAUCCCAGCUGUCUUCGGGCAGCAGGCGAAAGUCCUUCCAACUACGUUGGAAUGUUUGGCCAAUCCAAAAUGUUUACUCCACGUUGGCAGUUCCACACUUCCGUAGAAAGUAAUGUGUUGGUAAAAUGUACUUGCUCCAUAAUGCAUGUUUUUUCAGAAAAGACCCUCCAUGUAGGCUGUUAGCACACAAAAAUAAAAAUUUCACACCCACAUUCAAUCAUAAAAGCUCAAUGCAGAGAACUUGACGAACACUGAUGCAUAUGAAUGAGCCUGCUGUUUUUAAAUAGUGAGUCAUGGCAACAACGAAAAGACACUAUGCAUUAUUUCCAAUCUGCCAGUGCUGUGAUUUUAUGUAAAUGAACCUGGGUGGACCACGUUGGGAACAAGGAUAUCCUUGGUGAUAGAAGGAUGAUGCUGAAGAAGAAAAUGCCUGCUGUUGUAUACCAGCAAUACAAAUACUGUUGGAAAAGUGGGAUUGUGUUGUUCCAAAAAGGGCACAACUCAAGGACCUACGAUAACAGGAAUAGGGUGGCAUCUCAAGCAAAAAUGUUUCAGUAUGAUUCAUAAAUCAAAAAGUAUAUAAUGUGGUAUGUAGUGUUAAAUGGUGCAUUAAAAUAUGUGUUCCCUACUGGUCAAAAGGUCACAUUCAGACUUCUAACAAAGACAUCAAAUGUUGAAUGUCUGCACUUUGUUUCCCUUACAUUCCCAUUUGUCUUUGUAUUUUAUCCAUAGUUGUUUUAUCAGUUCAGCAUAUACUGGUAUGCAACUGUCUUUGUGUGCACACGUGUGUAUAUCGUGUCCCUGUCCUGUAAAAAACAUGUACUGGUAUGCCCCUUUUUUUUGUCUUUUUAACAUUUCUUUACGUGAUUGAGAUAUCCUAAACGUGGCAGCCAAUCAUUUUGUAAUGGGGCGAAUCCUGCCUCUGAAGCUGUCCAACUGUGUGUCGUCAAGCCUCGGUAUAUGGUCUGAUGGUGUCAGAGGUCGGUUAAAAGAAUAUUGGGGAGCAAUCAUUAAAACCAAGGCAGGUUCCGGAUCAAGUUGAGGAGCAGUUUAAAGCAAGAUUAGCGUUUGAAAAGAUCUUAAAAGCUUUACACAUCUCGCAGAGCACUGUUCGAUCCAUCCAUGAAAUGUAGAGGCAGGUUCGGGAUGAAGUUGAGGAGCAGUUUAAAGCAAGAUUAGCAUGUGAAAAGAUUUCAAAAGCUUUCCACAUCUUGCGGGGCCCUGUUUGAUCAAUCUUCUUGAAAUGGAGAGCGGAUCAGACCACUGCAAACCUACCAAGACCCGGUCGUCCCUCAUGGUCUAGGGCUGCUUUUCUUCAGCAGGAAAAGGGAUGACAGCUUGAGUUGAGGGGAAGAGCGAUGGAUAGAACCGAAUGCAAGGCUAAGAUAAGAUAAGAUAAGAUAUCCUUUAUUCGUCCCACACUGGGGAAAUUUACAGCCUCCAGCAGCAAGAAUGUAUGUAGAAAGAAGAAAGGAGAAAGAGAAAAAAAAACAACAAACAUCUUUCAAUUAAAUACAAUAUGAACACAAAUUGUACUACCACUAUUUAGGUCUACAAAGACCUUAGAUUGGGAUGCACCUUCAACCAAGACAAUAAUCCUUCACACAAAGCAAAAAAGUGGAAUGGUUCAAAAUCCCACUUUUCAGAAUGUUCAAGGGGUGGUUGAAUACUUUUGCUAGCCGGCAUAUAUGUUGUCUUUAAUGUGCUACCGUGAGCAGUUGCUGACACUUUUACAUCAUCAGUGCUUUUACACACGUGUGAACUUGCUAUCGGAGGUCUAAAAUUAAACUGUUGGGUGACAGUUUGUGCUUUAUCUUCGGAUUUGGAUGGGAAAUGCCUGGAAUUGAAAGGCAGGACGAGUUCACAAAUUCAAAUAUUCACUUUGAUGUAUCAUCAAAAUGUACUGUAUCAUUUCAUGUUUGCACAUGUUUACAAUCACGUUAUUUGAUCUGGAAAGCAUUCAUGAGCUCUAUGACUGUUUUUGUCUGUCUGUCUGUCUGUCUGUCUGUCUGUCUCUAAUUAAGCACGCGGGGGCGGUAGAGCUGCAUUGCUUCUCACCAAGACACCUUGACAUUUGAGCUGUGUGUGUGUUUUAAGAGGAUUAUGGUGACAAUGAGCCCAGCAUGUAGCACAGAGUUUUGUUUUGGGAUUUAUUUAUUGAGAAUUAGGUAUUACUGUGGCUACAAAAUCAUCAGAUGACAUGUUAAAUUUCAAUAUGUUACCAUGCAAACCAGUAAUCGUAAUUACUGGAAACAUUCUUCCUACUUUGGGUUCAUGACAGAACGUCAUCUGUGAUCAUCUUGUGAGAUCAUGUUGAUCACAAGCUCCACGGUGUAUUUAGUGAUUGGUUUUUUUUAGAUAUUUUUUUUCCUCCCUGUUUCAGUGUUAUCUCAGUUAUUGCUUUGUGAAUAUGUAAACGCCGCGUUAUACUUGAAUAAACAAAGUGUAAAGAUAAACGGUCUCACAGUAA